This is a messenger RNA of Paramuricea clavata, 1148 nucleotides long. NCBI's taxonomy places the organism in Eukaryota, Metazoa, Cnidaria, Anthozoa, Malacalcyonacea, Plexauridae. The record is from the annotation of a GenBank genome assembly.
AUGAGUUAUGCAAGUGGCGGUCAAGACCCAGACAAGAAUCGUAAACACGUCUCUGGAGCAGCAAAAUGCAAAGCGAAGGAACAACGUGCCGCACAGGAACGCAACCUAUUGAGCAAAGUACCCAAAAUCUCAACACUGUUUAGUUCCAAUAGCAGCGCUCCAAAUCCAAGCGGUGAGACUAGCGACUUGGACGCCAGUAGUAGCAGCAUCUCUGUAGAUGUACUUGCGGAUGUGCAAUCUCAGCAUCAUGAUGAUGGCGCUAGUGCAUCGAGCACAACUGUGUCUGAGACAAUACCGGCAACAGAGACAUCUGUAACAUCUAAUGAUCCUUCCGAUCCCCAUUCGUGUGAUUUAGGAUUGUGGCCUGAUAACAUUUCGAACAGUAUGAGAGAAUACUGGGCAACGAAAGGAAGUAGCGACUGCAGUAAUUCGGACGCAGAUUUUAGUGCUACGUCUACACUACUCGAAGGAGGUAAAUACAAGCGACAGUGCCAGAAAAGUAUGUUCACGUAUACGCACCAACUCACGAAGGAGCAACAUCCUCGCACUUGGCUCUGUUACUCACCAUCCCAACAUGCACUGUACUGUUUUGCAUGCAAACUGAUGACAGAUGUCUCCGUUUUUGGAAAGCAGGGAUGCAGUGACUGGAAACACGCUUCUCAACAAAUUUCACGCCAUGAGAGAAGUUCAAAUCACCAACAACCCAUGGUUCAGGUACUACAAUGCAGUGAUGCAAAUUCUCGUGUUGAUUUAGAACUAGUCAAACAGACGAAGACAGAGCGCGAGUAUUGGUGCUCAGUCCUGGAGCGGGCGGUCGAAACUAUUCGCUUACUGGGUGAGCGUGGCUUAGCAUUUCGUGGCUCAGAUGAAGUUGUCGGUUCAGCCAAGAACGGAAACUACUUGGGCGUAUUGGAACUGGUGGCAAAGUUCGAUCCCUUUCUUGCGCAGCAUAUUAAGUUACACGCAAACAAGGGACGGGGUCACACAUCUUAUCUGUCUAAGACAAUUUGUGAAGAAUUAAUCGAUUUGAUGGGAAAUCGUGUGCUCGAUCACAUUAUUUCGGAAGUGAAGUCGGCAAAAUAUUUCUCGGUUUCUGUAGAUUCAACCCCAAAUGUAUCUCACGCUGAUCAGCUCACCUGCAUUCUAAG